AUGACUUCUGUUGCAAUCACUAAGCCAACUGAAAAACCACUUCCGUUCUUAUAUCAGUUCACAGCGGGAGCUGUAGCAGGAGUUAGUGAAAUACUUGUAAUGUAUCCAUUAGAUGUUGUGAAGACAAGGUUUCAAUUACAAGUUGGUACAGGUGGAGGAGAAGCAUAUUCUUCUAUUUUAGAUUGUUUUCAAAAAAUCAUCAAGAAAGAAGGAUUUAGCCGUCUUUAUCGAGGAAUACUUCCACCAAUUCUCGUGGAAGCACCUAAAAGAGCAAUUAAAUUUUCAGCGAACGAACAAUAUUCUACUUUAUUAAAAAAAAUUUAUGGAGUAGAUAAAAUGAAUCAACCAUUAUCUAUUCAAGCAGGUAUUGGAGCAGGAUGUACAGAAGCUGUUGUGAUUGUUCCAUUCGAACUUGUCAAGAUUCGUCUUCAAGACAAAGCAAAUACUUCUAAAUAUAAUGGAACAUUAGAUGCAUUAAGUAAAAUUGUUAAAAAUGAAG
Molecule: messenger RNA, 499 nt
Organism: Entrophospora candida
Lineage: Eukaryota; Fungi; Glomeromycota; Glomeromycetes; Entrophosporales; Entrophosporaceae
Source: the annotation of a GenBank genome assembly